AAGUUGAUAUUGUCGAUGCCUGCUCCUGCUCUCGGUAACUCGGAUGAGUUCGAUUCCUUCUUAAAGGCUGCAAGAUACGGCGAUCUUGACAAUGUACGCGAACAUUUGAGAGCUCAUCCUGAAUUGUUGUGGGAGUCGGACGCGUUCACGAAGAGUACUGGAAUCCUGCUGGCCUCAGCUAAUGGGCACACGGAGGUCGUCAAGGUUUUAUUAAAGGAAGCGGGUGAAGCAAAGAAAAAGACAGUAGCGAACCAAGCAAAUAGCCAAGGCAACACUCCACUACAUUGGGCUGCUCUUAAUGGACAUCUCGACGUUUGCAAGCUUCUCGUUGAUGCAGGAGCAGAUGCCACGACUGUGAACAAGGCCAAGCACACCCCGUACGAUGAAGCCUUAUCCAGGCAUUUCAAGGAGGUUUGCAUCUAUUUGGCCAAGUUCGCGGCUCCGGAGGCUGACUCGCCAUCAUCGUAGACGCCAAGAUUGACUCGAUUCCCAACGUUACUCCAUUUCUCUCGCAC
Molecule: messenger RNA, 515 nt
Organism: Perkinsus marinus ATCC 50983
Lineage: Eukaryota; Perkinsozoa; Perkinsida; Perkinsidae
Product: Ankyrin repeat-containing protein YAR1, putative
Exons: 4
Coding region: 16-468 (150 amino acids)
Molecular function (GO): protein binding
Source: RefSeq, a predicted model, not a curated record